ACACGUGUGUGUAGUAUCACUGUGCCUGUGUCACAAAGAACUUUAGAAUGAUCGGACAUAUUGCCGUAAAUCAUCACCAACAUUAAUCGAGCAGUAAUUAAAAAUCUAUCGAACGUAACGUCUAUUUACCCUAAAGAUAACGUAUAAUCUUGUUUGAAUAGUUCGAAGUAACUUAGCUUCUUUUGUCACAAUUCACCUGUUGCAGAUAAUUUGAAGACCACAAAUAUAAUCAUCUAAAAUGUCUCAAGAAAGACGCUCGAAUGAUUCUGUUCAUUGGUACAUGAAUGAGUUGAGUUCUAGAAUAGUUGCCGAUUCGGGCAACCCUAAUGACAGAUUCCAUCUGGGUAAACUGAUACUGCAAAGUCUGAGAGAUGGUCCAGAUUUUACGUUACAGAUCGAUGGAGCUACGGAUGAGGCAGAGUCUAGUGGAUCCGUUCUAGAACGUUCCAUUCGCUGCGCCAUCGCUCUGAGGAAGAAAGGACUACAGAAGGGCGAUGUUCUCGUGCUAUUAGCUCCGAACCAUAUCGAUUUGGCGAUACCGUUUUAUGCGGCUUUGUACAACGGAGUGGUUAUCGCUGCGGUUGACAGAACUUUGUCGAUUCAUGAAUUAAAAGCAACCUUCUUUGUUGAUUCGCCGAAGCUGGUCUUCUGUCAGAGCGAGAAGGCCUCGGACGUGCAAAUUGUGAUAAACGAAUUGGAGUUAAAUACUGAAAUCGUGACGUUCGACAAAGGAGACUACCUUUGUAGUCUCCCGGAAUUCCUGGAGAAUUAUGACGAUGGUACCACCGUUGACGAAUUCAAAGCUGAAGAUUUCGAUCCUGAAGACACGGUGGCUUUCUUCAUAGCUACGAGUGGCACCACCGGUUUGCCUAAAGCUGCCGCUGUGACCCACAAGAAUAUAGCCAUUACAUCACCUUAUUUGUGGUGUAGAUCCUUUAAUUUUCCGACACCUACUCGAAUGGCAAUGAUUGGUUCUCCAAUACAAUGGUUGACAGCUAUUAUAAAUUUCGUUGCUUCGCCGAUAUUAAAGUACCCUCGACUCCAAUCGUCGCUGACUGUAACUCCAGAGCAUGCAUAUCACCUUAUCAACACGUAUAAGCCUUCGUUUGCGAUAUUCAGCCCGACAAUGAUGACAACCCUGAUGAAGCCGGAAUGCCGUGAUCAAUGUGACUUAUCAUGCUUCGACAUCAUCAUGAUGGGUGGUAGUGCUGUCCCGCUCGAGUUAGUAACAGAAAUCAAAAGCGUCAGCCCUAAAACCGAAGUGUUGAAUAUAUACGGCAUGAGCGAGUUGACCGGAAUUGCAUUUUACGGUGACAAUCCUGCUCCUGGAUCGUGCGGGAAGCCUUUAGGAUGUUUCCAAUAUCGACUAAUAAAUGUGGAGACACAAGAAGAUAUUACCGAACCGAACAUUCCUGGAGAACUCUGGAUGAAAAGUCCUGGCAUUUUCAAAGAAUACUACAAAAACCCUGAAGCAACUGCUGACACGUUCGCCGAGGAUCGCUGGUUCAAAACCGGCGACACAUUCUACAGGGACGAUGACUGGAAUUUCUUUUUCGUCGAACGCAUCAAACUCCUACUCAAAUAUAAGAGCAACCAUAUAUCACCUGUCGAGGUGGAGGCGGUGAUCCGUCAUCAUCCCGGGGUGCUGGACGUGGCAGUAACCGGGAUACCGGAUCCCGAAUGCGGGGACCUUGCGGUAGCGCUCGUCGUCCGUAAAGACGGCCACGAAGUCAACGCUGAAGACAUCAAGGAUCUAGUUAGAGAAACAUUGUCGGAUGGAAAACAACUCCGGGGCGGGGUGAUAUUCGUCCACGAGAUACCAAUGACGGCCUCAACUAAAGUACACAGAAGGAAAAUAAAAGAAAUGGCUCUUGAGAUGGAUAAAGAAUGAAGAUUGGAGAUAGAUUUAGUAAAGGCUCUUCAUAAACACGUUGUAGAACUUUUACGAAGAUAACCUUACGAGCAAUUUUAAAUAAGGCCACUAACUGUCAUUGAAGCACGCCUUGCUUAGAUAAUUGAAGAAGCUCACAGUGCACCUAAUGUUAGGAGUUUCACAGACAUCACAAUAUAUCACCUAUCGGGGCAGUAAUAGAGCUAGGUUCGUAAAAACUACCCGCGCGCGCUUACAAUACUAAUUAUUACUAGUAAUUAAUAAUUAUUAGUAAUUAAUAAUUACUAGUAAUUAAUAAUUACUAGUAAUUACGCAAAUUUAUAAAGUUUGUUGCUUUAAUUUUUGUUACUAUUAUUCCAUCAUCGUGGAAAUCGGCCGUGAAUAAGUGCUAAGUAUGUUUUUUCUUAGAAAAAAAAUAUGUAACGGUCAGUGGAAUCUGAAUAAAACGGCAUUGUCACAACGAGAUAGUACACAGGACGUUUUAAAUUUACUUUUUUAUUUACUUCAGUGCUUUGGGCCAUGAUGAUGGUAAUCAUGUCCCAAAGUAACCGUGGUAUUAAUUAAUAAAAUACUUUCGAUAUUUACAAUGAGUUUGAUGGAUGUACUAUUAUUAUUAUUUAAAUUGCGUUUCGUAAUAUAUUACGCUCGUUAGAAUUAUUAUUAUUAUUUUUUAUAUUGAAAAGUACGAAGGUUACCGCCAUCAUUGAUUGACCUCUACGAUUAUGUUAAUUUUUGUUUCAUAAUAUAGGUAGUUAUGAUUUUUGUUGUUUUAUUAUUAUGAUAGAUAUACCUUAGAAUAAUAUUUUGAAUUCACCUCGAAUGCUUUAAACUUUAUAUAGAAAACGUUGAAUCAUAAAAUUUUAUCGUUUUUCUCAAUAUUAUUUUGAUCUCUAGAUUCAAACAGAAUUUCGUAUUUACAAAAAAGUAAUAAUAAUAAUAAUAAUAAUAAUAACUCUUUAUUUAUAUAACACCUUAAUAUGUACACAGUAAAGUAAUAAAACAAAAGUCGGUAUAUAAAUCGGCGGCCUUAUCGCUGAAAGCGAUCUCUUCCAGGCAACCUUGCAGGGAGAGGAAUAAGUUAACUGUAAAGUAGUUACUAUUUAGUUGUAGAUUUAAUUAUUAAAAUGUUACGGCACCGUAGCACUGACUAAUCCGUAUGCAAAAUAAGCAUCUAAUAAAGUAAUUGUCAAAUACCG
This is a messenger RNA of Bombyx mori (domestic silkworm), 3087 nucleotides long. Its product is annotated as luciferin 4-monooxygenase. The transcript has 12 exons. The record is from RefSeq and is a predicted model, not a curated record. Gene Ontology annotation, molecular function: long-chain fatty acid-CoA ligase activity. The coding region runs from base 239 to 1891 and encodes 550 amino acids. Lineage: Eukaryota; Metazoa; Arthropoda; Insecta; Lepidoptera; Bombycidae. Gene Ontology annotation, biological process: long-chain fatty acid metabolic process; fatty-acyl-CoA biosynthetic process.